UGUCUGCACAACAGCCCACAAUGAUGAGGUCACUGGUCUUCCAUCUGCUCCACCUCCCUGUCUGCCUCGCCUUGGUCCAGCUGCUCACGCCCUGCUCAGCUGAGUUUGCUGUGAUUGGACCCCCUGAGCCCAUCCUGUCCAUGGUGGGUGAAGUUGCUGAGCUGCCCUGUCACCUGUCCCCGAAGAUGAGCGCUGAGACCAUGGAGCUGAUGUGGCUGCGAUCCGGCCUCAGGCAGGCGGUGUGUGCAUAUGGAGAUGGCAAGGAAGAAACAGAGAUAGCAGAGUAUCGAGGGAGAACGUCGAUUUUAAGAGAGAACAUCGCUGAGGGGAAGGCUGCUCUGCGGAUUCACAAGGUCAGAGUCUCUGACAGUGGAACCUACCAGUGUUAUUUCCAAGAUGCCGAUUUCUUUGCAAAAGCCCAGGUGGAGCUGAAGGUUGCAGCCCUGGGCUCUGAUCUUCACAUUGAAAUGAAGGGCUAUGAGGAUGGAGGGAUCCGUGUGGAGUGCACGUCUGCAGGCUGGUAUCCACAGCCCCACGUAGAGUGGAGAGGUGACGGGGGAGAGAGCUUGCCCGCCAUGGCAGCACCUGGGGCUGCAGAUGGAGAGGGUCUGUAUGCAGUCACAUCAUCUGUGAUCCUGGAAGGCGGCUCUGGGAAGGGGGUCUCCUGUGUCGUCAGAAACCCCCUGCUCAGCCAGGAGAAGACAGCCAGGCUCUCCAUUGCAGGCCCCUUCUUCUCCAACACAAAACCCUGGCAGGUGGCCGUGUGGGUGACCCUUCUGGCUCUGCUGGGGCUCCUGGCUGGGGCAGUGUUCACAUGGUGUCGACAGCAGAAGAGAAUCUGGGUCCUGAGUCAGGAGAAGGAGAGGGAGGAAGCUGAGAAGCAGCAGGAGUGGAGUGCCAAAGAGAAGCUGCUUGAGGAGCUCAGGUGGUGGAUGCAGCAGUACCUGGCUCGUGAUAAGUAUCUGGCCUAUGCUGCUUUCCUUGCCUGUGUCUCCUUCCUUUCAGAGUGGAAGAUGGCCCUUUACCAACCUGCGGACGUGAUUCUGGAUCCAGACACUGCGCACCCCAAACUCCUUAUUUCUGAGGACCAGAGGAGCUUGCAGUAUAUACACACAUGGCAGAGCCUGCCUGACAACCCCAGGAGAUUUCAGGAUCGGUCCUGUGUGCUGGGUCGUGAGAGCUUCACGUCAGGCAGACACUUCUGGGAGGUGGAGGUGGGGGACAGGAAACAUUGGCAAUUCGGGGUGUGUAGGGAGAACGUGGAGAGAAAAUAUCAUCCUCCAGUAACACCCCAGAAUGGAUUCUGGACAAUAUCACUGUUCAAUGGGCAUGACUUCCAGGCUCAAACGGAUCCCCGGAGCAAACUCACAGUUGUCAAACCUCCUAAAAGAGUGGGGGUUUUCCUGGACUAUGAGAGUGCGGAGGUCUCGUUCUAUGAUGCCAUCGAUGGAUCGCACAUCCAUACCUUCUCACAGGCUUCCUUCUCUGGGCCUCUCUUGCCUCUUUUCUGGAUUUGGUCACAGGAGACCACUGCCUUGACCAUUUGCCCAGCACAAGAAGCAGUGGGGAGUUCCCUUCUGCCUGACCCACUGCCUGGCCCUUCCCUGGAGACCCCAGUGGCCUCAGGCUCAGCUGAUGGCAAAGAGGACCCUCAGGCGGAAGGUCAAACUUUGCUUCCCCCUGUCCAGCCAUGA
Messenger RNA from Myotis lucifugus (little brown bat), 1694 nucleotides. Its product is annotated as butyrophilin subfamily 3 member A3. Gene Ontology annotation, molecular function: signaling receptor binding. Gene Ontology annotation, biological process: regulation of cytokine production; T cell receptor signaling pathway. The transcript has 9 exons. Gene Ontology annotation, cellular component: external side of plasma membrane. The record is from RefSeq and is a predicted model, not a curated record. Lineage: Eukaryota; Metazoa; Chordata; Mammalia; Chiroptera; Vespertilionidae. Bases 21 to 1694 code for a protein of 557 amino acids.